Messenger RNA from Macroventuria anomochaeta, 316 nucleotides. RefSeq lists its product as uncharacterized. The transcript has a single exon. The record is from RefSeq and is a predicted model, not a curated record. Bases 4 to 198 code for a protein of 64 amino acids. NCBI's taxonomy places the organism in Eukaryota, Fungi, Ascomycota, Dothideomycetes, Pleosporales, Didymellaceae.
GCUAUGUUUUCGAACACCGCCCAUGAGUGGGUUCAUUUUAUAAGAUACUGCAUUCGUUUGCAUGAGAGGCGCGUGGGAGCGCUUGCGUUCGACGCGCUGCCCGAGAAGUGUAUCGCCGGCUCCAAACACACUCACUUAGUCUGUAACAUAUGCUGUCAGGUUCACGACCCUGAACAGCCGGCUAGUAUAUGUUCAUAAUUACAUACGUUCAAACGACUGUUUGUCUUCCAAGUAACGAUAUCGUGGUUGCGGCCGGCAAGGCUCUUCACGCAGGCUUUACACGCCCGAGAACGUGAUUUCAUGCCAUCCAAUCGUU